AUGUCCAGCGAUCCGUCCGCGCCGCUGCCCUCCUCGCCAUCAGCGUCGUCGCUUUCUCAGGCGUCGGCGUCGCUGCCAUUAGCCGCGGUGCCGUCCACCGGUUAUGUGCCGCCAGGCACCUCAUCUGUUCCCCUGACCCUAGAUUCCCUCGCUGAAGUAGUCCGGGAAAUUUCACGGAACAUGGCUGUCAUGCAGGGAAACAUGACCGCGAUGCAGGGGAACAUCUCCUCCAUCCAUACCUACAUCACCGGCACCCAGAACCCACCGCUGCCUGCCUCCACCACCAUGCCACUGCCGCCCAGUCCAUCUGCGCCGCCGCCCACCGCAUCUCUCCGAACAUCCGCCGCUGCCGCAUCCUCCAUGACCGGGGCUGCGCCUGGCGUACCGCUGCACUUAAUGCAGUGGCCCCGAUCACCGUCGCAAGUCCCGUCAUAUGUGCUGCAGCCGCCGAUCUACUCUACUCCGGCGACCAUCACGUCGUCGGUGGUGCAGUCUGAAGCCCCCACGCGCUGGCCUCUGGGGGGGUCUUCUACGGAGGCGUCGAGGGAGUCCUCUUCCAUGAACCCACGACCCAGACAGCCUCCUCCGGGGUCGUCGAGCCCGCUGCUGGCCUGGUUCUUCCGGGGCCAGCGCACCCUGGUGACUGACCGCACUUGGCUCGCUUCGUAUCACCUGAAGGGCGCUGCGCAGACUUGGUAUUACGCCCUGGAGCAAGACGAGGGCAUGCCAACGUGGGGACGCUUCAAGGAGGUCUGUACCCUUCAGUUUGGGCCGCCUGUUCGGGGCACCCGCCUGUCCGAACUUGCCCGCCUGCCCUUCACCUCGACGGUACAGGACUACGCCGACCGCUUCAACGCUAUGCUCGGCCACACGCGCAAGCUCGACGCGCAGCAGAAGACCGAACUCUUUGUCGGCGGCCUCCCCGACCACAUCCGGGCUGAUGUGGCCAUCCGAGACCCCCAGGACCUUCAAUCAGCGAUGUACUUGGCGCGUGCUUUCGAGCAGCGUGCAGCGGCGCAGACCACUCCGCCUCCAGCGCGCGGGUUCCGGCAGUCUCGCCCGGGACUGCCAGCACCGCCGCGUCCGCUGACUGCUCCGCCAACCGCUGCAGCGCAACCAGCAGGUACAGCCGCCCCAGCGCGACCGUUCCGUCGGCUUACGCCGGCCGAGCAGCAGGAACGACGUCGUCAAGGGCUCUGUUUCAAUUGUGAUGAGCCCUAUGUGCGUGGGCACGUGUGUCCCCGCCUCUUCUACUUGGAGAACGACGACUACAUCGACGACGAGCCCCAAGAGGAGGGAGCUGACCUACAGAUCGCGCUCGAGCAGGAGCCACCCUCGCGCGUCGCGGCCAUCAUUCCGACGGUCUCGCUGCACGCAUUGGCAGGGGUGCGCACACCAAACGCCAUGUUGCUGCCUGUCUCCAUCAAUGGCCACCGUCUUGUGGCCCUCGUCGACUCCGGCUCCACCACCAACUUCAUGUCGGUGGGUCUGAUGAGCCGCCUGCAGCUGCCAUCCACGCCACACCCCACCAUCAAAGUGCAGGUGGCCAACGGUGACAACAUACCGUGCCAAGGUAUGGCGCGGAGCGUCGACCUGCGGGUGGGCACCGAACAGUUUUCCAUCGACUGUAUCGGCCUCACCCUCGGCACCUUCGACGUCAUUUUGGGCUUCGAGUUCCUGCGGCUGCUGGGGCCGAUCCUCUGGGACUGCGACCGCCUGUCCAUGUCCUUCACCAAGGGGGGCCGCCGCAUCAUUUGGUCCGGCCUAGGGGCGCCCGGCGCGGUUCCCCCACAGCCGGCUACGUGCGUGGUGUCCAGCACGCCCACACAGCCGCUCCUCGACGAUCUUCUUCGGCAAUUUGAGCUGGUCUUCGCCGAGCCGCAAGGGCUGCCACCCGCCCGCCCCUACGACCACCGCAUUCAUCUUCUUCCGGGGGCGGCACCGGUGGCGGUUCGGCCCUACCGUUACCCCCAGCUCCAGAAGGACGAGUUAGAGCGUCAGUGCAGCGCCAUGCUCGCCCAAGGGAUCAUUCGCCCCAGCACAUCGCCAUUCUCUGCCCCGGUCUUGCUGGUCCGCAAGCCCGACAACUCGUGGCGGUUCUGCAUCGACUACAGGGCCCUGAAUGCUAAGACAUCGAAGGACAAGUUCCCUAUUCCGGUGGUCGAUGAGUUGCUCGAUGAGCUGCAUGGCGCCCACUUCUUCACCAAGCUCGACUUGCGCUCGUGCUACCACCAGGUGCGCAUGCACCCCGCUGAUGUCGAGAAGACGGCGUUCCGGACACACGAGGGACACUAUGAGUUCUUGGUCAUGCCGUUUGGCCUCUCCAACGCUCCGGCGACCUUUCAAGCCCUCAUGAACGACGUCCUCCGCCCCUAUUUGCGCAAGUAUGUGCUUGUGUUCUUUGAUGACAUCCUCAUCUACAGCAAGACAUGGGCGGAACACCUCCAGCACAUCAGCAUCGUCCUCCACGCCCUGCGCGACCACCAGCUACAUCUCAAACGCUCCAAGUGCUCCUUCGGGGCGCGCUCGGUGGCAUACCUCGGGCACGUCAUCUCCGCCGCGGGGGUGGCCAUGGAUGCGACCAAGGUGGAGGCCGUCUCCUCGUGGCCAGCACCGCACUCCGCUCGUGGCCUGCGGGGCUUCUUGGGCCUCGCCGGCUACUACAGAAAGUUCAUCCGCGACUUCGGUGUCAUCGCGACACCUCUCACGCGCCUUCUGCGGCGCGAUGCCUUCACCUGGGACGACGACACCCAGGCCGCCUUCCAGCAGCUGAAAACAGCCUUGACCACGGGUCCAGUCCUUCAGAUGCCUGACUUCGAGAAGACCUUCGUCGUGGACUGCGACGCCUCCGGUACGGGCUUCGGCGCCGUCCUUCACCAAGGCGCGGGACCGGUGGCGUUCUUCAGCCGUCCCUUUGCGGCGCGACACCUCAAGCUUGCCGCUUACGAGCGGGAGCUGAUCGGCUUGGUUCAGGCGGUGCGCCAUUGGCGGCCCUAUCUUUGGGGUCGUCAUUUCGCCGUCCGCACUGACCACUACAGCUUGAAGUACCUCCUCGACCAGCGACUGUCUACCGUGCCCCAGCACCAGUGGCUGAGCAAGCUCUUCGGCUUCGACUUUGAGGUUGAGUAUCGUCCGGGCCGCCUAAAUGUCGCCGCGGACGCACUGUCCCGCCGCGACGCCGAGCUACUCCAACCAUCCGUAGGGGAGCCGGGGGCAGCAGCAGCCCUGGCCCUCUCUGGGCCUUCGUUCGCCUUCCUCGACGACAUCCGCCGCGCCACAGCGACAUCCCUGGAUAGUAGCCGCCUGUGCCAGCAGCUCCAGGAUGGUACCUUGACCACCCCAUGGCGCCUGGAGGAUGGCCUCCUUCUUCACGGCUCGCGCGUCUAUGUACCGAACCACGGCGACCUCCGACAUCAGGCCAUCCUCCUGGCCCACUCGGCGGGGCAUGAGGGCAUUCAGAAAACCCUCCAUCGCCUCCGCGCCGAGUUCUACGUUCCUGGCGACCGCACCUUGGUGGCUGAUUGGGUGCGGACGUGCACAACGUGCCAGCGGAACAAGACAGAGACCCUGCAGACGGCGGGGCUGCUGCAGCCCCUCCAGGUGCCGUCCCAGGUGUGGGCUGACAUCUCCAUGGACUUCAUCGAGGGGCUACCUAAGGUGGGCGGCAAAUCGGUCAUCCUCACGGUGGUCGAUCGCUUCUCCAAGUACGCCCACUUCAUUCCGCUCGGCCACCCGUAUACGGCGGCAUCGGUUGCGCAGGCCUUCUUCGAUGGCAUCGUCCGGUUACACGGGUUCCCCUCCUCCAUCGUCAGCGAUCGGGACCCUGUGUUUACCGGACACGUCUGACGCGACCUCUUCAAGUGCGACGGCGUCUCCCUCCGCAUGAGCACGGCGUUCCAUCCACAGACGGAUGGCCAGUCC
Zea mays is the source of this 3921-nucleotide messenger RNA. RefSeq lists its product as uncharacterized. The record is from RefSeq and is a predicted model, not a curated record. NCBI's taxonomy places the organism in Eukaryota, Viridiplantae, Streptophyta, Magnoliopsida, Poales, Poaceae. Gene Ontology annotation, molecular function: nucleic acid binding. Gene Ontology annotation, biological process: DNA integration. Bases 1 to 3846 code for a protein of 1281 amino acids. The transcript is spliced from 2 exons.